Molecule: messenger RNA, 2732 nt
Organism: Blepharisma stoltei
Lineage: Eukaryota; Ciliophora; Heterotrichea; Heterotrichida; Blepharismidae
Source: the annotation of a GenBank genome assembly
AUGGCUGAUUCAAAACAAUUCAAGCUAGAAAUUCAAUUCACAGAAUUACAACUCCCAAGACCUAUAGACCCUUCAACACUGGGGCUGGUCGUAACUGUAGGCUCUAACACUCAUCAACUCUCCUUCCAAUCAAUUUCUUAUAUAACAAUUCCAUCAUUUUCGCCAGAUGGGGUUAUGAAUCUUGAGCUUCGCGAUGAAGCUCUCUUAGCAACAAGCUCUGUCCAACUAGGAAGACUUUGUGACAAAACUAUAACAGGGAACUUCGAAAAGUGGGUAAAAUUCGAGCCAGAAAAAGGUGUUGGCUUAGAAGGUCCUAAAGGUGUCAAAGUAAAAUUAGUUGGAGUUCUAGGAAACUCCCGCAGAAGUAUCUCUCCUAAUAAAGCCCGCCCAAAGAACAUUGGAGUAUCUCCACUCAAAAUACGAGGAAAAUGCAAUUACUUAAAGAAGCUAAAUUCCGUUGAAGAUGCUGAAAAAGAUAUCCAUGAUAUUGUAGUAAGAGUAAGAACCCGCCUUGGAGCAGAAUAUGAGCAACUCAUAGAGGAUGGAAUCAGAUCCCCUGCAAGAUCUCCAGGGCGGUCUCCAGGUAAAUCACCUCUUAGAAAGCGCCAAGAAGACGAAAACAAUCUUGAUAUGGCAGAGCCUUACUUAGAGCUCCCAAGUAGAUUUGAGCUUAAUAUUGAGCAACUUUCCAGCUCAGAGCCACAUUUAUUAAGAAAUAUCGCUAUCGGCCUGUGCCAAAAAAUUCGUGUGAUGAAAGCUCAAGUAGAAGAGUACGAAGCAAUCCAAGAAGUUGUAGUAAAUUUUGACAGCCCAAUGGAAGAACUUGCGCAAUCAAUGACAGAAACUAGAGAGCAGCUGGGCCAAGAACAAAUUUUUAUUGAUGGAGUCAUCACACAAGUUUCAGGAGAAAAUCUAAAGCUCGAAGAAGCUAUUGCCAGUGUAGAUUCUCAAAUAAAAGCUCUGGAAGAAGAAGCAAACUUAAACUUAAAAGGCUUAAAGCCUUCCAGAUCUGAUGUCUUCUCCCUCUUUGGCCACCGGAUUUGUUAAGGAGGAGUUCAGUCGCCUGAUCCCUGUCUCAACAGUAGUCUAUUCCCGGAACUAGGGCUUGCACCAAUAUAUCCCUGAGUCUCGAUGGGCUAGAAAGGCUCCUCUUCUUGCUUUAUGUAUGCCUCCUGUCGACUACUUGAAGAGGGGUGACACCCAGAAAAAUGGCUUUCGGAGCCGCAGGGAAGAACCCAUGACCCAAAGCCCAUUCGUAUAACUAUUAUCUCGACUGGAAUUGCAACUAGCUGACUCCCAAGGCUUAACCACCCCAUACCGCCGCUAUAGGCAGGAUUAAAGGGUCCAAAACCUUUUGUUUAUGCUAUAAAGCGAUUUUUGUGCCCAUCGUCAAUCACAUAUUUUGUCGCCGCCACCAAAAUAAUUAUGAAGAAGAAAUAGGUAACGUUAAAGAGCAAGCAGAACAUUUUAAAAAUGAGAAUGAAAAAAAUAAAAUUGAUGGCGAAAAUGUAGAAAAAGAAAUAAAAAGAAUUGCGAAACUCAAAAAACAAAUUGAAAAAGAUGACGGAGAAAGGGAGACCAUGAUAAGCAGCUACCAGGCUAUACUUACUGGGUAUGCAGAUCCGCAUUUAGCCAAUGAUCUGGUAAAAAUCGAAGAAGAAAGAGUAGCGAUGCUAUCACAGCUGAACUCUCAAACCUCAUUACUAGAUCACGCAAAUAUCGAAAACUUACAGCUUCAAGCCCAAAUAGAAAUCACUCAAGCUGAACUUAUAUCCCAAGAAGACCAAAAAUCCAGAAAUAUCACGCUAAAUGCUCAAAACAAUUCCUAUGCUCAGAUUUCAGCUGAACUUGAAAAAGCUUAUCAAGAUCUAAACGCUCUAAAAGAAAUAAACAUCAAUGAGUCUAUGAAUCACUCUAGGAAAAUUGAAAUUGAUAUAAGGGAUUAUCAGAAUUCCCAGCCAGCCCUAGAGCAAGAGCUCCAAUCAAAGCAGCAACAAAUAGCUGAUUAUUUAGGAAACUUAGAAGAAUUUAGAAAACAUCUUGAAGACAUAGAGACUUUACUGAAAAAUGACGAGGGAAUUUAUGAUCAAUAUAGAGACUUCAAACUGCAGUUUGAUGCUGAGGUAAAAAUUCAAGAAGAAUUGCUGAAGGAGCUGUCUUAUUUCAGUGAUUUGGUGUUCAUGCAAGCGCAGGCUGGGCUACUUACUAAUAGGCUUUAUAGGAGGCUUGAAGAUAUGCUGGAAGAAAAAGAGUACCAGAAAGGCUCCAUGCAAAAAAUGAUUGAUGAUAUUAAGAGGUCAAAACCAGCUUAUAUAGCUAAGCAGGGAGAUCUUGUGGAUGUAGCACUAGCAAAAUAUUUAAAUACAAGAGAAAAUACUAUGGAUGUAAAUUUCGUUAGGACUGAUAAAGAAAAAUAUGUCUUUGGUACUAAAAAUGUGGAGAUAAAGAAAGAAGGUGAAGGGCUGUUUGUGUAUUUUGAAGGUAAAAAGCUUGGAAUUGAAGAGUUCACUGAUGGGUAUAAUACAAUAGAAAAAGAAAAACUUGAAGAUCAAGCAGAGCUGAAGAAGCUAAAUUCAAUGGGAGAGAAGAAAUCAGCCAUAUUUGGAACUGUAAUUGAUAUGUCAAGUAAAAAGGAAGGAAGAAGUCCAGGAUUAGGCUCGAAAUCUCCACAAAGAGGAAUGACAGCUUUACCUUCUAGAGAGUCUCCAACUAGGAAAAGAACUUUACUUUAA